This is a messenger RNA of Pollicipes pollicipes, 1078 nucleotides long. Its product is annotated as protein kinase C-like 1B. The coding region runs from base 149 to 1078 and encodes 309 amino acids. NCBI's taxonomy places the organism in Eukaryota, Metazoa, Arthropoda, Thecostraca, Pollicipedomorpha, Pollicipedidae. Gene Ontology annotation, biological process: protein phosphorylation. The transcript is spliced from 7 exons. Gene Ontology annotation, molecular function: protein kinase activity; ATP binding. The record is from RefSeq and is a predicted model, not a curated record.
AGCGAGGGGUGAGGUGCGGGACUGUACGUGGUGCUGACGGCCCGGCCCAGUCGUGACGCGAACGGCGCCCCAGCCUGCGGCCGCGAGUGACUCGGUGACUGUGACUGGACUGAGCGGCGACCCGCGAGGCGGACGGGCAGCGGCGAGCAUGUCGCAGUCACGGCGGCCGAUGUACGCAUGCAGCCGCGACCUGUCAUCGUUCGCCGUCUCCAGUCGCCGGCUGACGGCGCGAGGCAAGCCGGCGACCGAGCGCGACAAGCAGACGGACAAGGAGAGCGGGUUCGAGUCGAGCCCCAACAGCCCACGCGCCGGCUCUUCACUCGAGCCUGGAAACCAGUGUCUGCUCGCGGCGCAGACAGAGCUGCGCCACCAACGGUCUGCACAGUCCAGCGAAUGUAUUUCGCUGGAAAGCUUUAAAUUCAUCAAGAAACUCGGCAGUGGAGGAUACGGCAGCGUGGUGCUGGUGGAGAAGCGGCGGGGGUCGCGACCGUGGCGCGCUCUACGCCCUCAAGAUGACAAACCUGAACCGGGCCGCGCUGCUUAUGCGGUCGGAAAGGACCUGUUCUCGCUGGUGGGCCCCAGCCGCAGCCCCGGCUACCUGCGCCGCAUGUUCGUCUACAACUACGCCCGCUACGUCGACCGCAUGAGGAUCGUGCUGGCGGAGCUGAGCGUCGCCAUCCGCUUCCUGCACGAGGUGAACAUCAACAUCAGCAUGAGCACGAUCGAGAUGUCAGCUGCAGCGGCUCGCGCGCAGUGGGAUGAAGGUGCAGCUAAAAACAACAUCUUGUACCGCGACCUGAAGCUGGAGAACGUCCUGGUGUUCGGCGACGGCCACGUCCGCCUGGCCGACUUCGGCCUCUCGCGGCACUUCGAGGUCGGCGAGUCGACGCAGAUCAGCGGCAAAACGGGCACUCCGGACUACAUGGCUCCGGAGGUGCUGAAGUCCAGCGGCGCGCACGGACCCGCCACCGCCUACAGCUUUGAGGCCGACCUGUGGGGUUUGGGCGUCAUAGCUUACGAGCUCAUCGUGGGUCAGCUGCCCUUCAAGGGCCGUGAAGUGGCCGAUCUCGAAGAGUAA